Auanema sp. JU1783 is the source of this 561-nucleotide messenger RNA. Lineage: Eukaryota; Metazoa; Nematoda; Chromadorea; Rhabditida; Rhabditidae. The record is from the annotation of a GenBank genome assembly.
AUGGGGGCUCGGCAAUCCUCCGUAGGGGAGGAGAGGCCGCGGUCCAGUUCGGUCGAUGGCGCGCCAUCUCGAGAUGUUUUUCAAGCUUCAUCUUUGCCCGAAUCAACCGUCGUCUCAGAAAUCCUACAGUCUCUUCGCCGAGGAGAUUUUUAUCAAGUUGACACAACCGAUGACGACGAAGCAGGGCCUUCUUCACUGGGGUAUGUCAUGAGAACAAGAGGAGCCAGAAACAGCUCUAACAUACCUAGAUCUAGACGUCGUUCUCACACUGAAAGAAAUGCUCGUUAUUAUUCAGCAACAGAUAUCACCUGUCCUGUUUGUCGUGUGACCGUACCUUCGGAUGAAGCUGAUUUACAUUUGGUAUUGUGCCUUACUAGACCUCGAAUUGACUAUAACAGUGAAGUUUUGACGGACUGUAAAGGAGAAUGUGCGAUCUGCUUGGAUGACAUGGAAGUAGGGCAUUCGAUUGCUCGCUUGCCCUGUCUUUGUAUUUAUCACAAAGAAUGCAUAGAUAAUUGGUUUACGAGGAAAAACUGUUGUCCGGAACAUCCAGGAGAUUAA